This is a messenger RNA of Daucus carota subsp. sativus, 2021 nucleotides long. RefSeq names its product meiotic recombination protein SPO11-1-like. NCBI's taxonomy places the organism in Eukaryota, Viridiplantae, Streptophyta, Magnoliopsida, Apiales, Apiaceae. Gene Ontology annotation, cellular component: nuclear chromosome. The record is from RefSeq and is a predicted model, not a curated record. Gene Ontology annotation, biological process: meiotic DNA double-strand break formation; meiotic DNA double-strand break processing; reciprocal meiotic recombination. The coding region runs from base 102 to 1385 and encodes 427 amino acids. Gene Ontology annotation, molecular function: ATP binding; DNA binding; DNA topoisomerase type II (double strand cut, ATP-hydrolyzing) activity. The transcript has 16 exons.
CAUUAUCUUAUCCUCGAUCCCACAACAGGAAUACAGGAAAACAAACUUUAUUCGUAUGCAAAAGGUCCAAAGACUAACUGCAUCCAUUUUCAUGUUAGAAAAUGGAGGGAAACAAUUCAAUCUCGCGCCCAUCCGAUAUGUUGAUCAGAAUCAAGGAUUUUACUCGAUCGAUAAUCAAAGGUAUGUGUAAGGAACAAUCUUCUUUUGUUGUGCACAUUGAUCGAUUCAGGAACUACUGUACUGACUCUUCUGGUCACUGUUGCUGCAGUUCUGAUACGGCCAAGGGAAAGGAGCUUAUAACACUACAACGUGAAUGUCAUGUUCAUCGGCUGGAUGUCUUGCUAAGAGUGCUGCUGAUUGUUCAGCAACUUCUGCAAGAAAACAAGCAUGGCUCAAAGAGGGAUAUAUUCUACAUGCAUCCAUCUGUUUUUAGAGAACAGUCGGUGGUUGACCGUGCAAUCAAUGACAUCUGCAUCCUUCUGCAGUGCAGUCGCCACAAUCUGAAUGUAGUGUCUGUUGGGAAAGGAUUGGUGAUGGGAUGGCUAAGAUUCUCAGAAGCUGGAAGGAUAUUUGAUUGCAUUAACAGUCCCAAUUCUGCUCAUCCUGUUCCGGUGAACGUUGAAGACGUAAAAGAUAUCAUGAGUGUUGCCAAAUAUAUAUUGAUUGUGGAGAAAGAAUCAGUUUUUCAGCGACUAUCCAAUGAUCAGUUCUGCAAGAAAAACCAGUGUAUUGUCAUCACAGGAAGAGGUUAUCCAGAUGUUCCCACAAGAAGGUUUCUGCGGCUCAUCAUUGAAAAGUUGUGCCUGCCUACAUAUUGCUUAGUAGAUUGUGAUCCAUAUGGCUUUGACAUCUUGACUACAUAUCGAUUUGGUUCAAUGCAAAUGGCAUUUGAUGCAAAAUUUCUACGUAUAAGCAAUAUACAAUGGAUUGGAGUAUUUAUUUCUGAUGUGGAUAGAUUUAGUCUUCCGCAACACUGUCUACUUCCUUUGACCAAUGAAGACAAGUCGAGAACUGAAGCAUUGUUGCGUAGAUGUUACUUGGAAAGAGAAGUGCCAGAAUGGAGGUUGGAGCUGGAGUUGCUGAUGCAAAGAGGAGUCAAAUUUGAGAUUGAAGCAUUGUCAGCACACUCACUUUCUUUCUUGUCAGAGGUUUAUGUGCCAUCUAAGAUUAAAGCUGAACCCAGUACACAACAACUCGGAUCUGCAACGCAAACAAAACGACCCUCCACACUUGGAGCACAACCUCUUGGUACCAAAUCCCCUUCUAUCAACCGUGAACACUCCUUCACAAUCGUCAGACGGACAUUCAAUCUCCCGUGCAUUCUCCAAAGCAUAAAUUUCAGUCAAAGCAUUUGUCCAUCUUUCAUACACUUUUUCCGGAAUUAAGUUGCUGCAAAACUCUGGCUUCAAAACAGCUCUGCACUUGGAGCUUGGACACUUAACUUGUCUAACAUUUUCUUGAAUUUUCUUCUGGAGAUGACUCCCAAUGCAAUCUCCACAGAAUCUGUGAUGGCACUUGGGAACAUGAAUGGAAUCGGUGACUGAGAUCACAUCCAUGCAUACGUCACAACUCACAGUUGAUGGUCCCCCUUUUUUUUCUUCUCUCCUUUGUUUUUUGUUACUCACUUCAACUCUUCCCUCUAUAACUGUUAUCAUUUGAUCAUAUAUCUGUUUUUGUUUCUUGUCAUCUACUUCUGAUCUUUCCUCUCUAUCCAUUGUUGUGAAUAUAGUAUUCUAAUUUACACACACAAAUGCUAACUCUCUGUGCUGAUGGGGUUUAGUUUAUGCUCUGGGCUAUGGAGAGUAUUAUGAUAAAGGUAAUUACUAGUUACCUUAUUAAUCUAGCUGGAGAAUAUGCUAAUAAGAGACAUGGUAACAGUUAGUUUCUUUAUGUGCAGACUCUUUUAGUACGUGGAACUCUUUUAGAUAAAGAAUUCUGCGUACAAAUUUUAAUUUGGGUCAUUUGUUAACUCCUGUUCCUAAAAAACACUUUUGAAGUAAAUUUUUAAGAUGGGUAUAAAA